AUGCCUGGCAACAGCAACAUCACUUCGCCUUUCACUUCGCCUCCAUCCUUUGCCAGGGAUUCGUGGCCCGCGACGCUGGACUCACUGGGGGAACACCUCGACAAUCUGGAGCUCACCUUCGAGCAGCAGUCGCGGCACAUGGGCACCCUCCUCGCGCAGUACAAGGCGGCCCUGGCGCAGCACAGGCAGGCUCUGAGCCAGCAGUUCGCCCAACCGUCGCAGCUCGGCGCACGGACCCCCACGUGGACGCAGAGGCCCGGGGGCGCAGGCGCGUCCGCGGGCUCCGGCAGGACGGACGGCGGCCCCGGCCCGCUCGCCCACGCUCGUUGCGGAUCGCGUGCUUGGGCCGCUCCGCGGCUCGACGAUGGAGUUGGUGAAGAUGCCGAACGCGGACAGUGA
Molecule: messenger RNA, 399 nt
Organism: Prorocentrum cordatum
Lineage: Eukaryota; Dinophyceae; Prorocentrales; Prorocentraceae
Source: the annotation of a GenBank genome assembly